UCUUAAAUUGCAAUAUGGUCAUGUGGUUGAAUGUGUGGUUUUCAUUCUGUAGUAGCUCGUCUGUGGCGUGAGGUUCCCGACUAAAACAAUCUUUCAAUAGUGAUGCUAGUGACCAUUUGUUAUCAACUGAUAUUGAGUAACAUAGUACUCUACUCAGGAAUAAAUGGCCAGAGCCAACAUGUUAUUGAAACAAUAACACUUCCCUGGAACAUUAAUAAACAACACAAAAAUGGGCCUAAAUCUUUAGAGGAACCCAAACCUAUCCAUAUUAGACGGAGUGGCCAUGAUCUUUCAGGACAACCUACCAUUAAUCCCUUAGGAGAAACAAUAGCUAUUGUAGAUCAAUCCAUGGUGAAGCGAAUUCCUGAUAACAUGACUGAAAAGAACAUUAUUGACCUUUUGAACUCGCCCAUGCUAAAGAUGACGCCUGAAAAUAGUAGCAAAAAGAAUGUUGUUGAUAAUAUUAAUAUGUCAGUGAUGGAGCAAAUCAAUGGUAAAAUCAUUCAGAAGACCACUGCAGAUACAAAACAAGUGUCCAUAGUACCGCCAAUGGUAUCGCAGAUCCCUAGUAAAAGUAUUUCAGCUGUAAUGCGACACCAUGAAAUUUCUUCCGAUCAUAAUACCCAACAACGUGAUAGCGAAAAAGCGUCAGAUGUGGCGUGGGUACCUAAUCCGAACAUACAACAGAAUGAUCACGUAUCUGAAGCAGAACACCGUGUGGGAAUGAAAAACCACACAUUACAAAGAAAUAAGUCAUUUGCAAGACACAUUCAACAUCAUCUAGUGAAUCAAACAAAGUUAAUGAACCCGAAUGAAUCUAUAAUGAAACCCGAAAUGAAAGUGAACAAAGUAGAUGCAAACAAACCAAUAGUUAUAGCAGCUUCCUUAGAUAGGAUACAUGAUUCUGUCUUCCAAAAUCAAAACUCGGAACAUGACGUUAUAGCACAAGAUAAUAAAACUUUGAAUAAGACUUUAAGCAGGAAAAACCCAAUUAGUAAUAUCCCAAGCCAACUUAAUGAUAAUAGUGCUUCCCUCUUGAAGAUUAUUUCGCCAAAUUUCUUUUCGAAACAUCCGCAGCAAGGUUUGCCAAUGCAAAUAUUUACUGUGCCAUCAAAUGUGUCUGGUGAUCUUCCAUUUAAGUAUAAUUUUUCUAACACCCAUACAAACAGUCAGUUCACUAACUUUAAUAUGUCUUGGGAUGCAGGCGGCGUGAAAUUUCAUUCUUCUGAUAAAAGCCAUCAACAAGAGAAACAGGAGCGUCAUCGUACUGUGAAUAGAGGAAAAGAUGUACUCGCGUUUUCUGACAAGUCAGAGAAUUCUAAUGAUAAACAGACGACAAAAAGUCUCAACCAAAAUUCAGAUUCUUCCCGACUGUUAGCUAGCAAAAGUUCUGUUCAGGUUAACACUAACGAACGUUCUCGUCGCGUUUCGUCGAGCGAUGUUCAUUCAUUCAUCCGACAUAAUAAAACAGAUCAAACAAAUGAAGCUAAAAAAGUUGAAUUUGUUAAGAACGAGCGUAGCAAGCCAUCAUUCAUUCAUUCAAAUGACUUCAAAACCUCGCACAACACAGGAUUGACCGUUCAAAGAUCAAAACCUGUGCUUCAAACACAUCGAGAGGUAAAUAGGAGACUUGGUCGACAAAAAUUUGGCGAAUGGAAUUUGAAAGAGACAGAAAGACAACUCACACCUUCGGAAAUAGUAACUUUUUUUCAGGUGGAGCGGCCUUCUGAGAAAACAAAAACUGUUAGUCUAGCACAUAGCCAAAAUUCUGUAGACGUUAAUAACUUUGAUACUGAGAUCCGAACUUUAGGCGCACACCACAUUAAUCAGUGGAUAACGAAGUCACCAUUUUCCCUUGAUAUAUCCAAUAAAGAUAGGUCUGUACUUGGACAUCAUAAUCUCGAUAACAUCCACAAUUUCAACUGGAAAAAGAAAUUUCUAAGUGAUACACUUCUUGAUAAUAAUAAUGAUAAUAAACACAAAAUAAAUAAAGUAGCAUGGGAAGAACAUGCAAGUCAACAUCGAAAGUUACACACUAUUUUAAACAAUAAAAACCAUGUUCCUCUGAAGAACAAUGAACACAAUUUUCAAAAUUUUCAAAGUUCUUGGCACAAAUCCUGGUGGACAACAUAGUAAUGAUAACCAAUAUACAUUUUUGAAUACAUGUUGAUGUAUGAGUCUACCAUCGUCAUAACUAUAUAUAUACUGAUGAAAUUUACCCAAAGGAACUUACUUUAAAUAAAUCAAAUAUUAACAGCAAAAACUAUCAUUUCCCAGAUUUAGAUAUUUCAGUGUUACACCAGGAACUCUACACAAAACUUUACGACAAAAGGGAUGAUUUUUCUUUCCCUAUUGUUAAUUUUCCUUUUUUGGACGGCGAUGUUCCUUUGACACGGUAUUACGGUGUUUUUAUAUUCUAACUUGUUCACUAUGCCCGUGUCUGUAGUGACGUUUUGGAUUUCUAUGAGCGUAAUCUAUGUAUUAAUAGUAAAUUAUUGAGUUAGGGAUUUCGUUACCACAAAUUAAUGAAAACUUGUACUACAUUAUUCCAUAGAUACAAAGAUUUGGUUUGAAAGUUUGGCUGUACCUGUAGAAAACUGAUUUCAAACGGAAUAGCACAUCCUAAAUUUAACGGUGGUGUUGUUAACCGAGACCGGAAAUUUAGAUAAUAAAGAAUAAGAAUAAGAAUAUUUUAUUGAAUCCAAUUAAAGGGCCCGUUUCCGAGCAUAUACACACACACAUAUAUAUAUAUAUAGUAUUAAUUAUACAGUAAUUUUUAAGAUAUAUUACAUUGAAAAUAAAUGAAUAAAUAACUAUACUCCAUACCAUCUACUACACCACAACUUCAUGUAUAUUUAGUUUCUGGAUUUAAAAUUUUCUCUUAUUUCAAAUCAAGUACUAAUAAAUCUUGACACUGACAUAUUAACAUUUUUAGACUCACUGGACAUUAACCAAAUAAACUGUUCGUACUUUGAAAUAUAAGGGAAGUUUUUACAUUGAAUACAUGCUUCAUUAAGAAUUAAAUUCCUUUCUUUUCGUAUGCAGUGCAUUCCAUUAAAAAUGAAACUCGUCUUCAACCUGCAUAUUUUUACACUGCCCACAAAAUCUUUUAUCUUUAUCGAUUCUUUUAUAUCGACCUUUCUCAAUAGCUAACUGAUGAGCACUGAUUCUGAAUUGAGUUAAUAUUUUUCGAUACUGAAAUUUAUUAGCUUGACAUAAAUAUGCUUCCCUUUUGAAGAUGUUUUUAGAUUUAAAAAAGUACGCAAUUUUCCUUUUUUAGCAUUUGCAUUAACGUGUUUAGAAUUUUUCCAGUAAAUCCUAUAUCUACUAAUCAAAAUAUUUUUAACCUUUUCAAUGUCAAAACUUUUCAUAUCAACAUCAAUUCAUCUUAAAAUAUAUACAAUACUAGAAUACCAAGAUGACUUAUUACAUUUGUGAGUGUCCAUACUUGUGACCAGGGCUUUUUGAUACGAUCCAGGUAAAAUUAUCAAUAUUUUAAAUAAAUUUAUUCUAAAAGGUUACAAUUAAAUCUUUGAAUAUUGUUUUAUUGGUAUAAAUAUUGAUUUUGUUAUCAGUACAUUAAAACCAUACUAAAUAUUAUUGUUACACACAUAUGUACUUUCACGGUACUACAAGCUAUAUUUUGGCAUUGCACAAGGUUAUGUUUUUCUCUGAUUGUUAAUUACGUCUUUACACUAAAUCCAUUGAAUGUUGGAUGUGUACUGAUUGAUAUUUUAGUCUUAGAUAAAUGAUUUUUGUUAUUAGUUUUUGCCUUUGAACGAGCUGUCAGUA
This is a messenger RNA of Mytilus californianus (California mussel), 3792 nucleotides long. RefSeq names its product GATA zinc finger domain-containing protein 14-like. Lineage: Eukaryota; Metazoa; Mollusca; Bivalvia; Mytilida; Mytilidae. The record is from RefSeq and is a predicted model, not a curated record. The transcript is spliced from 3 exons. The coding region runs from base 103 to 2133 and encodes 676 amino acids.